GAACAACAACGAACUAGUCCACCUUCAACCGGGUGUAUUCUUUGGAUUAAACAACCUUCGAGAACUGGCACUAUUCAACAAUGAGAUUAUCGGCAUCGAUAAGGGAGUUUUCGACGGCCUGCAUGAAUUGCAAUUUCUGUAUCUGCAGUCAAAUAACAUUAGCGAUAUCCAGGUUGGAGCGUUUUCCGAUCUUCAAAACCUUAAAAUAUUGAAUUUGUCAUCGAAUUUGAUAAACACUUUACGAAGCGAAGUAUUCACAGGACUUCGGUCUCUUCAGUAUCUUCUCUUAACCAACAACCAUAUUCAUGUCAUCGAAGGUCAUGCUUUUGACUCACUAACGAAACUCGAGUAUCUGUUCUUUCUUGGUACUGAAUUGGGAGCUAUAGACUCUGACGCACUCACUGGUCUCAUAUAUUUGCAGAAAAUGUCGACUUCGGACAAUCGCCUGUGCUGUCUUCUUUCGGAUAAUACUACUUGUGCGAGGACAUCCCAGACCAGUCCCUUGGACACCUGUAGCAGAUUAUAUCCAAACUUGGCCUUGAGGAUUGCAGGAUGGGUCAUGGGUUUAUUGGCCAUAGGUGGCAACGGCGCCGUUCUCUUCAUCCGGACUCGGGAUAAAAAGAAACACAAAAAUAAGGUCCAGAAUACAAUGAUAAGCAGCUUAGCCAUGGCUGAUAUUUUGAUGGGACUCUACAUGAUUAUCAUUACGUCAGCAGAUCUGGAGUAUGGCAACAAGUUUUAUCUCAGCGCCCCUCAGUGGCGCAAUUCCAACUUGUGUCGGUUUGCUGGAUUUCUAGGGUUCUUAUCCAGCGAGGCAUCGGUUCUAACCCUGACUUUGAUAUCCAUUGAUAGGUUAAUAUGCAUUAUGUUUCCUUUCAAGCCAGAGUUUAAGAUUCGCCACAAGGGAUCUUUGAUUCUCGUUGGUGCAGCCUGGUCGUUCACUGUAUUGUUGAGUCUUGCACUGGUCAUUGUUACAUCAUACAGACCUGACGUGUAUGGACUUUCUGACGUAUGCCUUGGUCUACCGCUUCAUGUUGAGGUGGAAGACACUGGAGUAUUGGAAAUCAGUGGAGAUUUCUUCUUUGAGUAUAUGGUAAAUUACAGGAUCACUGAAGGUGAAUCCAGGCCUCCAUGGUUGUUCUCCAUCAUAAUUUUCAUUGGUUUCAAUCUUGUCUCGUUCACAUUCAUCUUAAUUUGUUAUGUUAUGAUCUUCAUCAAAUCCUCAAGUGCUUCAAAGAAUGUCCGCAAUAGCAAAUCCAUCAAGCAAGAGACUAAACUAGCUGUUCGUAUGGCGAUGAUCGUUGCUACUGACCUCGCGUGUUGGAUGCCAGUCAUCAUCAUGGGUAUCCUUUCUCAGACCGGUGCAGUCACCCUUGAUCCUUCCCUCUAUGCUUGGACAGUAAUUCUCAUCGUCCCUAUCAAUUCAUCAAUCAAUCCGUUCCUAUAUACCUUCAUCGUUUAUAUCGAUGGCAUGAAGGCGAAAAAGAAGACUUCGGAUAAAGACAAGAAAAUCAACUUAAAAAAGGUGAAAAACGAGCGCGGUGGGAAACAGUCUUCUUCUAUCACUAGCACUACCAAAGUAUCUGAAACAUAGCUUUAUAAUAGCUGACAUCAUUUCCCAAACUGAACCGAUCCCAACUGAGUUAUUUAAAAACUGAUGUCAAAUACAUUGAUGCGAGGAAUCAAAAACCGCCUUAAAUCUUUUAAUUUCUGGGCAGGACUUUCUGCAUUUAUUGGAAUAAUAUACAAAACUUAUUUACAAAUGUGUGAGACAUAAUCAUAAUAUGGCAAAAAAAUACAUUACAUAGUGACAAUAUUUUUGACUGGAAAAACAAAAAUACAAUAUAGAAAAAAAAAACGAUGCAGAGGCAAACUAUAUAUUAAAUAUAUGAUUGAAGUAUAGUAGCCAAAUUAACUGAUAUUGUAUCGUCAACUUAUUUUCCGGUCUAAAAAGAAGAAAAAAUACAAUAUAAAAAAGUAUUAUCAUCUACAACGAUUUAUCUGAGAGAAAUAAAUAAGGCAAUGGAGUGCGUUAGCAUCAACGAGAGACAACAGUACAGUUGUAUCAGCAUGGUCUCUCACGAGUCAGUGAAUGGGGGGACUAUUUGUUUAAGUUAUACUUCCAUAUUUAUAUAUUAUAUAAAGAAUGUAUGGUGACUCAUCUGUCGCCUACAUAUAUAGAAUGGCAAAUUUACAGAAACGUACAUUUAAAAUUAUUGUCCAUACAUCCAUGCAUCCAUGAUAUUACCUAUAUCUAUUUAUGUAAUUCGUUCAAAAUCAUGCGGUUCCAUGAUUUGUACAUGUAUCAAGUAAUAGGAUCCUGUAUUUAUAUAAUGCAAAUUGUAUUUUUAUCUCACUAAAUAUUUUAGUUUUGAAUUUCAGUAUUAAUAAACAUAGAACUAGAAAUGCAACUGGCUUUCAUAUUCCUGUUCACGUAGAGUUUUGUUUAAAAUAAACAUGUUAACACUUCAAAUUAUUUCCCUUCUUCAAUAAUUAUAGUUACAACCAUCUAGAGUUUUUAAAUAAAUGGUCAUUACUAAUUAUCACCUGAUAUAAGUUUAUUUUUAAUUUACUAUUAUUAUCAAACACUUGCGCCUUUAAACCUUUUAUGUUUUGUUUUUGUUUUUGUGCUAUAAUCUUAAUUAAAUCAGGUACAUCUCUAUUACUAUAUUUUUAUUCUAAUGUAAGGUAAGUCGUUUAAUGGUAACUUUUUCUUCCUGGCUGCUACCAGCCCAGCAAAAUAUUGUAUCAAUGUAUAUACUGCAUUUUUUGUAUAAUGAUGUCGAUGCUUUUUAUGUUUUUUUGUGAAAUAAAUUUAAAAUUGGGAUUUACAAAUAUAGAUGAAAAAAGUAAGGAAUGUAAUAUUUUACAAGAAGAUCACAAUGGUAAUACCAUCCAAAGUCCAUUUUGAAGCUCAUUGAGACGUUGAAGGAGAUAUAAAAUAAGCGGAUGUUAGACCGUGAUUGCUGAAAAUGUUAAGCAUAUGAUCGGAAGAAUUCGUGAAAAGGUGAAAAUUGAGAUUUGAAAAGGUGAAAACAUGGUGCACUCAAGAAAUUGCGUGUGAAUUAGAUGAAACAUACAUGUAUAUAUCAAGAAAUUUACUUUAUGUUGAUUACUUGCCUAUUUCCAUUGAGGUUUCCGCCAGUGUUCUGCAGCCUUUAUCACCGAUGUUACCCAAGAUAAUGUAAUGAGAAAUGGUUGGGUCGUCGACAUACGGCAAAUUGUUGCACCACGUUUUCCCCCAAUUUAAGGUCAAGGUGAUGUCCAUGAACCCAAUGUGAAUACGCUUGGACACCUCGAAAAGAUGUGGAGCACUGGCGAACGAUGUUGCAGAAAUUUAAUCCUUGGAGACCGUACAUUUUACACAGCACCUUAUUCUUUACAUAACCAUCAGUUGUCGGUACUUGACUAGAAUCAUAUGAACAGGAGCAAUAAAAUGUCCUAUUCAGCCUUGUCUUACGUUGCAAUUAACAGAAGCGGGACUUGCUAAAACUCCGACGCAGAAUUUCCGUUAUCUUUUAACAAAAUGGAAGCAAGACUUGUUCAUUGGAUGGCUUUGAAGUAGAAAUGCUUUUUUCAUAAAAUCAUCACCAAGCAAAUAUUGUGCUCUCGAUCCAGUUUCUAUGUGGAUGCUGAAGAAAUAUGUUUGCAGGGAUGAUAUUUAAUUUGAUUAAUUCUUCCUUGUCAUUUGCUCCAAUACCAAGAAUCUUCAAGGUUGCUCUUGUUACUCUUAUUGGUAAGAAGAGCACCCUUGAUCCUGAGUGUCUAGUUAACUAAAGACCGAUCUUCAAGCUAUCGUUUGUUUCGAAGGUUCUAGGGAGAGUCGUAUCUCACAGCCUCUGUAUCAUCUGAAAGGCAGUUGCCUAUCUGAUGAACUUCAGUCGGCCUACAAACCUGGACACGGUAUAGAAACUGCUUUAAUUAAAGCGUCUUGCCCUGAUCGAUCUCUCAGCAGGAUUAAAGCACUGUCGAUCACGAACUUUUUAUGAGAAUGAUGUCUGACCGUUUUGGAAUAUCUGGUGAUGUCUGUUACGGUUGCAGUCAAAUUUGUGGCCAUUUUUUACAGUAGGUAGCAGUCGGGAUAAAACAAAUUAAAGAUUAGAGUAUGGAUUGUGUUGUACCGCAUGGAUCUGUGUUGUGACUGAUGGUGUUUAUUGUGUGCUCAGCCCCUCUUUUAGAUACAUGUAUUGCGCUGUGUCACAGCCUGAGGUACCAUCUCUAUGCAGAGGACAAUCAACUUUAUGUGGUUCUCAAAGGAGCCAUUGAUCCAAAUGAUGCAUACAUUCCUCUUCAGAACUGUAUAAUCUAUGCAGAUAUGGAUAGAGAGAAAUUUCUUGAAAUUGCGAAGUCAGGAAAUAAAUCUACGCUCCACUUUUGCAUAGCAAGAACUUGUAAUAAACGAAGAUGACCUGCCUGUUUCCAAUUUCGUUCGGGAUCUGGGUGAAAUUCUCGACAAGAAUAUACAUAUUUCGGCUACCUGCAAAAGUGUAUUCUAUGACUUGCAAACAUAGCGAAGAUUAGCAGAUUAUUCUCCGAAUCAGAUGAUGAUGAUGAUCCACAGCAUUUGUCAUGUUUGUAUUGCGCCAUAUUUCUGUUAUAUACGCAGGCUAGUUAGAUUAAACUAAUGGCUUAAUUUGAUGAGACUGCGCCUAUGAAUAUUUUUAAACAGAAAUAUGGCGCAAUAUAAAUGCUGUGGAUCAUCACUUACUACACAUCUGCAGAAAUAAGUGACUUUUGAGAGACGAUUUGAAGAGGUCGGUGUUGUCAAUUUCUCGGAGUGGAGAAGGGAGGGAGUUCGAGAGGCGUUGGGGCAAUGAAUGAAAGGGCACGGUCUCAUAUCCCUUUAGUUGUGUGAUGGGUACAAUAAGAGCGACACCAGUUCCAGAUUACCACACUGCAAAAACUCCGGUGUUGGUUUAAUGCCAGCCCGGAAUCUAAAUAUGUCCACACCAGAGAAGUGUUAAACAACACCAGUUUCGUUUUGGUCAAACACCUGAAGGUGUUUAUACAACACCAAUUAGUAUUAAAACAACAUCGGUUUGAUUCCAAACUGGUGUUGUUUCAACACUUCUCAGGUUUGGACAUAUAUAGAUUCCGGGCUGGUGUUAAAUUAACACCGGAGUAUUUCAGUGCAGAUGCACGCAAGCCAGGAUGUAUACGGAGUUGUUCUAUUAGCAUGAUUAGGGUAGUAACAUAUCAUGGAGCUAAACCAUAGAAAUGCACCAAAAGUCAUCCACGUCCUUGUCACAUCGCGAGUGGACUGUUGUAAUGCGUUGCUUCCUGGUCUACCAAAUUUUUCGGCGUGGAAUCGCCGUGGUAUAGCGGUUCUGACUCUUGCCUUAUAAUCAGAGGGUCAUGUGUUCGAAUCCCACCAUGGCCUAGCGUCCUUUGGCAAGGCGUCUAUCCAAAAUUUGUCACUCUCCACCCAGGUGUUAAAUAGGUACCCGGUAAUAUGCCUAGCAAUUGGAACUCUCGUUGGAAUGAUCCCCAGGGAGUGGAGAAGGUACAUACAUUGUAUGCGGGCAUGCAAGGAUCCCAUGACCGGGGUAAUAAUAUAUCUGUUAAGCACUUAGAGACGUUUUGAUGUUUUAAGCGCUUUAUAAAUGCGGAAUAUUAUUAUUAUUAUUAGGACUAUAAAGAAUACUCAUCAACGCUGGCCGAUUUCUUAAAUGUGUAGGAAUACACGAACAUAUACUCCAAUAAAAAAAGAAUACACUGGUUUUCUGUGUCAGGAAGUAUUGAUUACAAGAUGCGGACAUUACUCUUCAAAUUUCUUCAUGAGGGACCUUCUUGCCAUUCAUGAUUUUCCACAGCUACAAACCACAAUAAAGUGAUCCAUCUAAGAAUUACAGGCUUUUAACUUUGUGACCCCGGUCAUGUAGAAUGGAAUUCCAACUUUUAUCAGGGAAUGAACAAUCUUCAGAUAUUCCAAUCAAUUGUCCUUGUAUCUGACAAUAUGCUUAUAUAUGUGCACAUUAGAGAUGUUUACUAUUAGUAUUACUAGUAUUAGUAUUAUCAUUAACAUGAUUAAUGCAUUGAGUUUCGUGAAAUAAGGCGUGUCUUAAUACAUUUUCAUAAGGCUCUAUUCAGAAUGAUAUGUCAUUAUUCGGGAUUCGAUUUUGGACACAUAUUUUCUUUUAAUGAAAUAAACGUUUUAACUCAU
Messenger RNA from Lytechinus pictus (painted urchin), 6163 nucleotides. RefSeq names its product G-protein coupled receptor GRL101-like. Gene Ontology annotation, biological process: adenylate cyclase-activating G protein-coupled receptor signaling pathway; activation of adenylate cyclase activity; hormone-mediated signaling pathway. The record is from RefSeq and is a predicted model, not a curated record. Lineage: Eukaryota; Metazoa; Echinodermata; Echinoidea; Temnopleuroida; Toxopneustidae. Gene Ontology annotation, molecular function: G protein-coupled peptide receptor activity. The transcript is spliced from 7 exons. Gene Ontology annotation, cellular component: plasma membrane. Bases 425 to 1594 code for a protein of 389 amino acids.